AUGAAAAUGUUGAUGAAAAUACUCAACAUAUUCGGUCUUCUUGCCUCCUUCGCCAAUGCCCAAGUGGAUCGAGACUGGAGUUUCCAGAGAAUGUGUGAAUUCUGGGAUGGAGGAAGUUCGUAUCGUCCGAGAUCCAAUGGAUUCAAUUCAAUCGAAGGAGACAAGUGCACAUUUGAGUUCCCAGUGGCCACUGAUUCUCGGGAAUCAGCAAAACGAUACUGUCAAGAGCAUGUCCCUUAUCAUAUCAUCGAUGGGACACCAGGGGAACGAACUAAAUGUUCAGCUGAAGCCACGUUGAUUUGUAAAAAUGAAUGGGUUCAAUUAUUUGGAAGAUGUUACAAAAUGACAAAAGAACUUAUGACGAGGGAUGUUGCAGUGGGUCAUUGUAAGAAACAGAAAGACGAUGCCACUAUUGCAUUCCUUCAUCGAGAGACUCUCCCAUUCAGAAUCUACAAUUACUUCACACGUGUUUCUCGUCUCUGGAUAGAUGCAAGUGAGACAAUUACAAAGGAUCUGAUCGAUGAGAAUGUGAAUGGAAAUCUGCUUUUGGCCAUCGAUGGAUACAUGUAUAAUCUCCCGAAUAUCGCAUUGACACGUGUUGAUUCAAGUGAAACUGCAAUGGUUCUAUGUGAAUACACACCUCCGAUGAAUCGAGCUGAGAGCAAUCAUCUUCUGAAGAAGUACGGAGAAAUCUACUAUCCGACUGUUUCCACUUCAGAAGGAGCUUUCAUUCGAACAACUAGCAGUUUGAAUCGAAUUGAUGAGGACUUAUUCAAAGAUAAUCGAUAUUGUUCGAGAGUUAUGAAUCCAUUCAUUCACAAUAGUAAUGCUCGAUCUGCGAUUCCGACGAGAGAAUUCUUGGAAGAAGUCAACAAAGUUCAGAAUGGACUCAUCAUCAGAACUGCUGCUUUCUCGAAAAGCUCCAGAAAAAGUGAGAGGAUCGGAGCUACAUGCAGUGUAAAUAAGGGCUCGAUCUAUCACGUUUUGUGGAUGGGAUCAGAUGGAAACGCGGUCUCCCAACCAAUUGAUAAGUCAUUAUGGAGAAGUAAUGAGCCGAAUGAGAUUUGUGAUGCUGGAUCAUGGAGUUCCGCAUUAGUUUCAGGACGCGACGGAAGUCCAGGACUUGAAGCAAUGUCUGAUGCUCGUUAUGCUCCAAUCUACUGUCAAAAUAUUGUGGACUCUUAUUCAUAUGGAGAUUGUCCAGCUGGAUUCACAGAAUAUUACCGAAAAAGUCUCGGCCAAAAGUGGUGUCAUCGGUUCUUCCCCGAUAAAAUGGUAAAUGAAGAUGCAGAAGCCCAUUGCCAAAAGCAUGGAGCACACUUGACAGGAUAUACGAACCAAGAAGAGUUGAAACUGUUGGCAGAUUUAAUCGGGGAUAACUAUGAAAAAUUAUACCACAAUCUGGACACAUGGAUCGGUGCAAGACGACGUUCAGAGUGUAUUACAACAGGAACUGAUAAUGAACCUGGUUAUGACAGAGAUCCAGCAUCAAAAUGUUCUCGUGUUCGAGUGUUCGAGUGGCAAAAUGGAGUUGCUCCGAAUCCUCCGGACAUUGUAUCAGAUUGGAACCACGACGGUGAACCGAACUUUGCGGAAAACAGAGAGCAAUGCUUGGCAGUGAUGAAAGGAAACAAGCUUACGGGAACACUCAAUGACGUACCCUGUACAAUGAAAUACAAUUUCAUUUGUGGAACUGAAGCUCCCAUUAUCAUUAAAUCACCAUAA
Caenorhabditis remanei is the source of this 1725-nucleotide messenger RNA. RefSeq lists its product as uncharacterized. Bases 1 to 1725 code for a protein of 574 amino acids. Lineage: Eukaryota; Metazoa; Nematoda; Chromadorea; Rhabditida; Rhabditidae. The record is from RefSeq and is a predicted model, not a curated record. The transcript is spliced from 7 exons.